CUCGGUUGUUUCAAAGACGAUGGAAGCUGCGUGCGCCGCGUUGGUGAGUAAUCCCAUGGCCCGGUCCAAGGGAAAAGCGGUGAAACAAUAUAGAAUCUUCGUCUCCUUCUAGACUUGCUUACUGUACAAUGGGUUGCUCGUUCCGAAUCUCCUUAAAAGUCCGCCUUCCAUAGGCUUCCAGAAGAUUUCCCGAUCACUACAGUCGUCUCAGACCACUUGUGCCUCAUUCGUCUAAACCAUUCCCCAGUAAACCAUGCCACACCACAGCCUUGCCUUGCCUCCCAAAGCCCCGGAAGUGGAGCACUGGCGGGACGAACCUUUCGCCUUACUUCCUGUCGCCCUAUACAGCAUCGUGGAUCUCUCAGAUUCAGACUUGGUCGAGCUCCAAGAUGUCUGUGAGUCAAAGUGCGAGAGCAAUCGCGGCGAAUGCGUGCGACCACCGACGAAGUGGAAGUUCGUCGGUGACAACCUGAGCGCCGUCUUCAGAUAUCACGUUGAGCUCGCUGAGUCCCGUGAAUUCGAUCCAACACAUUUCAUUGUCGCCGUCCACACCAACUGGAAUAGUGAGGGCGUGCUCCUGAUCACACUGGAUUCAGACGAAGAAGAGUGCACCACCGACUCUUUCUGGAUCAAGGCCGAAGAUGCUGGGCAAGCUUAUGUUGAUGUUUUGAUUGGGAAGUUCGAAUGGCCCGAACAAAAGCAAAAGCUGGCAAUUAAGGGAUAAGGAGAGAAGACGUAAGAUGCCGUAACUUUACUGGCACUGAAACGGCGAAAAUCAGUCGCAGUCCUAUAAUGGGCAAGAUCAGUCCGCGCCCGUCCGAGCCCGGAUCACGAGUUCACCAUCUGCAA
Molecule: messenger RNA, 849 nt
Organism: Aplosporella prunicola CBS 121167
Lineage: Eukaryota; Fungi; Ascomycota; Dothideomycetes; Botryosphaeriales; Aplosporellaceae
Exons: 2
Coding region: 254-724 (156 amino acids)
Source: RefSeq, a predicted model, not a curated record